CUCCCAUAAAAAAGCAUCACAGAGAGCUUCGCGUGGCGUCAGUCUCCGUUGGUGUUGUCGAUCCUCCACAAAUCCGGUGAGUCAGUGACCAUAAAACACCGACCCAUCAAGACCCAUGGUUAGCCGUGCAAGCAACGCGAGGAAGCCGCGCGAGGGGUGCGAUCCACGCGAGCCCCGCGAGCAGGGCGGAGGAGCCGCGCGAGCCGCACGAGCAGGGCGGAGGAGCCGCCCGAGCAGCACGAUCAAGUCGCGCAAGCAAGCCGCGCGAGCAGCGCGAGGGAGCAGCACAACAGAAGUCACUCGAGGAAAGGUGUCGCACGAAGAAGCGAGAGAAACAGAGAGUGACUGCAUGGAUUGUGGCGACAGCAAUGUGAUUGACAUUUCGGAUGACUCUGUCGAUGAUUUACUACUCAUGGAUGAUAACUUGACUGGCCCGAAAUCCGAAUACAAAUUACCUGGCAAAAUUGCGAAGAUGUUGUAUGCUCAUCAAGUUGAAGGCUUAAAGUGGCUCUGGUCCCUCCAUUGUAAAGGAAAGGGUGGAAUUUUGGGUGACGACAUGGGUUUGGGUAAAACAAUGCAGAUUUGUGGAUUCUUAGCUGGGUUGUUCCAUUCCAGUUUGAUAAGGAGGGCACUUGUUGUGGCGCCAGAGACUUUGCUUUCUCAUUGGUUCAAAGAAUUAUCAGCUGUAGGACUCUCUGCAAAGACCAGAGAAUACUAUGGGACUCGUCCAGAGGCUUGUCAAGAUAGACUGCGAUAUGUGCUUCAGGACAAAGUUAUUCUUUUAACAACUUAUGAUAUUGUGCGGAACAACUCGAAAUCGUUGCGGGGCGAUUUUUACUCUGAGGAUGAGCUGGAUGAGGACAGCAUCACAUGGGAUUAUAUGAUUCUUGAUGAGGGACAUCUCAUAAAAAAUCCGAAGACACAGAGAGUAAAAAGUUUACUUGAGAUACCAGCUGCUCAUCGCAUUGUCAUUAGUGGCACUCCGAUUCAGAACAAACUAGGGGACCUAUGGGCGCUAUUUAACUUCUGCUUUCCUGAACUACUGGGUGAUGACAAACUCUUUAAAGAGAAAUAUGAGAAUCCCAUACUUCGUGGAAAUGAAAAAAAGGCUUCAGAUAGAGAGAAGUGCAUCGGUUCAGCAGUUGCAAAGGAGCUGAGGGAAUGCAUUCAACCUUUUUUUUUGCGACGCCUUAAGAGUGAAGUAUUUCGUGAAGACGAUGGAGAAGUUGCUAAAUUGUCAAAGAAGAGUGAACUGAUCGUGUGGUUAAGAUUGACAAAUUGUCAGCGACAAUUUUAUGAAGUCUUUCUGAACAGUGAGAUGGUUCGUUCUUCCUUUGACUGCUCACAACUUCCUGCAUUGACGAAUUUGAAGAAGAUAUGUGAUCAUCCACUGUUGUUAACAAAGGGAGAUGCUGAAGAUGAUCUUGAAGGGAUGGCAGAGAAAUUGCUGAUGCAUAUAGCUGAUGGUGAGAGAGAUAAAUUUCAGGAGACAAGUGACGGAAUAUCAUGCAAAAUAUCUUUCACAAUGUCAUUACUGGACAAAUUAAUUCAAGAUGGCCACAGUGUGCUUAUCUUUUCUCAGACUUGCAAGAUGCUCGAUCUUAUCCAGGCUUCCUUACUGUCCCGUGGCUGUGAGUAUUUACGCAUUGAUGGUACGACAAAAGCUAGUGACAGGAUCAAGAUAGUAAAUAAUUUCCAAGAAGGCACUGGAGCACCUAUAUUUCUCUUGACAUCUCAAGUUGGUGGUCAAGGCCUCACCCUUACAAGAGCAGACCGCGUGAUUGUUGUAGAUCCAGCAUGGAAUCCGAGUACGGAUAACCAAAGUGUUGAUCGCGCCUAUCGAAUUGGACAGAUGAAGGAUGUCAUUGUGUAUAGGUUGAUGACGUGUGGAACUAUCGAGGAGAAGAUAUACAGAAAGCAGAUAUUCAAGGGAGGAUUGUUCAAAACAGCAACUGAGCAUAAAGAGCAAAUUCGCUACUUUAGCAAGUGGGAUCUGAAGGAAAUUUUCAGCCUUCCAACAGAGGGGUUCGACAUUUCUCCAACUCAGCAGCAGUUGAAUAAGGAGCAUGAUCACCAAGUCAAGAUGGAUGAGUCUUUAAGGAGCCACAUAGAGUUCCUCAAUACUUUGGGCAUAGCUGGUGUUAGUCACCACAGUUUACUCUACUCGAAGACGGCACCGGUGCAAGUUGCAGAUGAAGAAAUGGAAGGCAGAUGAUACUUUACCAAAUAUUGAUCAAGGCUUCUGCUCUUGUAGGUAAUUCAUCAUCAGGUGCUCCAGUGGAACGUAAUGUUGAUGGGUAUGUUGAAAAUCAUCAUGCAAUUUCUUGAAGCCAUUGCUUACAACAUUAUGCUUGUCCUUACCUUUAAAUUUUGUUGCCGGUGCCAGAUAGACGUGUUGUCUUUUAUGUCUUUUAUGUUAUGUGCAAUUAGUGCAUUGGAGAUGA
Eucalyptus grandis is the source of this 2444-nucleotide messenger RNA. RefSeq names its product protein CHROMATIN REMODELING 24-like. The transcript is spliced from 19 exons. Gene Ontology annotation, molecular function: ATP binding; ATP-dependent chromatin remodeler activity; DNA translocase activity. NCBI's taxonomy places the organism in Eukaryota, Viridiplantae, Streptophyta, Magnoliopsida, Myrtales, Myrtaceae. The record is from RefSeq and is a predicted model, not a curated record. Bases 116 to 2215 code for a protein of 699 amino acids.